AUGACUUCAUCACAGAUGGCAGAGGCCAUUCCUCAACCUGUCGCGCCCGUUGCAUUAAUGUCUUCAGGCAUUCAUCACUUCGACGCUGAUCGUACCGAACUGUUCGCAUACCCCAAACCCUCUCACGAUAAUAACAGUCCCGUCUUUGCAGAACAAGACAAGUCUGUUGCCGCUGCAAUGGAUACAGCUCUUCCUUCGAAUUCAGCCCAACCAUCGACAAGUCUCCUUCCCGAGAUCAAGACUUCAAGCACUCCUGAAGAGGCACUCAACACUACGAACGAAAUGGGAAAUACAGGAUCAGAAAAACAUACUGAGAACAAUGCUUCCGCACAGCCCAAAGUGCCAAUCGAUUCCGCAAUGGCGAUGGACAAUGCGACAAUUAAACGGGAGUCGCAUGAAAAAGAGGCCAACGAGACCAACCCCGAGAUUUUUGGACAACUCGGUCCAGAAUCAGCAGGGCAACCCACUCAGGAACAACUACAAUCGUCAAAUAUUGGACCCCUUGCCUCAUUUCCUCCUUAUAACACGACAAAUGCACUUGUAGAUCCUGCGAAUAUAUAUGGAGCGGAUAUGAAUUUGGAUGGCAAUGUAUGGGCCUAUGGUCAGACUAUGGACUUUCCAAACGUCGCGCCCAAUCCGGACUUUUAUAAUCGACAACCUUUGAUAGACCCGGGAGUGCAGUUGGAUGGUUAUGCAAAGCUAGCUUUUGAUGAUUCGGACUUUUAUAUGACUACACAUGAAUUGAUCAUAGGUCGUGAUCAAAAUGGGUAUAACAAUAUGAGAAGAUAUGAGAAGGAACAUGAGGCAAUGAAUACAUCAGAAUUCUCCUCGUUUAAACCAACCAUGCAGAUCGAAAGUCAUACUGGUGGUAUCAUGGAUCCUUGGGUAAAAUUGGCAGACAGGCGAAGUCGCAAGGGAAAAAAGAGUAAGGGCUCAAGAUCUAUCAGCGGAAACAGUGCUAGUGCUGGAUCACUUUUUCCUCCUGCGAAUGGAAACAUGUCACUUCAAAACCCCGAUCCGCAUAGUUGUCCUGUCCUCCAUGUACAUCCUCCAUUCAACAAAGGUGUAGCGGGCUUCAAAGCAAUAUCCAGAGAACACGUUAAAAUAUUCUAUGAUGACCAUCAAGAUAGUUUCAAAGUAGAAUUCCUUGGUAGAAAUGGAGGUUUCGUGGACGACAUAUACUUCGAGCCUAAGCAGAUAGCACCAUUAGUAAGUGGUAGCAAAUUGCAAAUGGGCUUUGUUUUCUUUAGAUUUCUGUUACCAGAUGUCGUAAUCGAUGACACAGGGUUCCAGUAUCAAGAAGAACCUGAAGAAGAAGCAACGGCUACUGCGACAACAACUUAUUCGGAAGGAGGGAAAGAAAUGAGUCUUAGUUUUGAUGAUGCACCACGAGCUGGUGAUCAGAGGUCUACCGACAGCGAAUGCUCUUCAGAAUAUGAGAACGAUUUUGCCGUGGACGAAAUUCCUGAUAACGAAGUGGACAGAGCAGAGGAUCUCGAUCCUUUGUACCCCUUAGGAGUAGCAAUUGACGAAGAACAAGACGCCGAGGAAGCAGAAUCCCCUGUUGACAACUUAACGGACAGUAGCCCACAGCCUACAAAGAAACGUGGGCCAGGACGCCCGCCUAAGAAUGGUGUGAUGUCCAAACGGGAACAACAAAUUGCUAAGAAGGAAGCCCUGGAAAGAGAGAGAAUUCAAGAAGAAGAACGGGCGCAAGAAGAGCAGAGGGUUGAAGAACAAAAUCAAGCAACAGCCUCAAAAACUGUACCUGGUAAGAACAAAGUUGGUCGACCAAGAAAGCAUCCACGACCAGAUGUUACUGAAGAAGGACCGCCACGACAAAAACGCAAAUAUACCAAGAGACAAUCAGGCCCCAAGACCCCUGAGGAGGCUGAUGAGGACAGAUUUGAUGAUGAUGGCAAUUGCAUACAAGCCAAAAACGGAAGCUCCAGAAAGGUCGCUUAUGUUUUGAAAGAAGUUACACACAAAAGGGAGGACUACACUGCGGAUCAACUUUCAAGGCCACCAAAGAAUUAUCUUCAGGUCAUUUUUGAGCUUCUAAAAGAAGCAGAGCAACCUUUGUGUCUUCCACAAAUCUAUAACGAGAUGGAGGUCCAGUAUCCGUAUUACGCCUUUCAAGAAUCAAAGGGGUGGCAAAGCAGUGUGAGGCACAAUUUAGGACAGCAUGAUUGCUUUGAACGUACUAAACGUGCCGGUAAAGGCUGGGCUUGGACUCUGAAGCCCGGUUCCAGUUAUCUAAAGGAGAAGAAGAAGAGAGCACCUUCACCUCCAGUCGCAGGUGGAAAUCAACCAAUAUAUCAAGCUGGCCCAUCAGUUUCUGGUUACGGUCAACCUCCGCCUGGAUAUAUGUUGAAUCCCAAUUUAUGUCAUAAUCAGAUGAACCCACAUGCACAAGGGGAGUAUCAACAAUACCAACCAGGCCAGCCCUACAUGGGCCCAAAUCCUCACUAUUCUCCUUAUCCCCCUCAGGGUUACCAUCCACCUCAAGGUAUUCAGCCACCUUUUAUCCCUCCAAUGGCACCUCAAUUGGUACCUUCUGCGCCUGCUUCUUAUAGUUCCCCUUAUGCUCCGAAGCCACCUGCCGCUGGAACACAAUCUCAAGGCACUCAACAGCAAAAUCUACAGCAAACUUCGCAACAACAGCCUCAACAACAACAGCCUCAACAACAACAGCCUCAACAACAACAACCUCAACACCAACAGCCUCAACACCAACAGCCUCAACACCAACAGCCUCAACACCAACAGCCUCAACACCAACAGCAUCCACAUCAACAGGCCCAACAGCAGCAGAAUCCAAAUCAACAACAUCCACAGCAUCAACAACCAUAUCCACAGCCUCAGCAGUCUCACUAUCAACCACCGCAGCCACCGAAAACGAACCAAGCACCAGUGCAGUCACAGCAACUACAACCACCAACUGGCCACCAAACCCAGACUGCUGCUCAUGCUGCACCACAAGUUACGCAUGGAGCUGUACCAGUCGCGACUCCUCAAAAAAGGGUCAUACCUCCUAACCUGGUCGCUGCCAUAACCGCAUAUCGUAACCAUGUUGCCAACUUGAUCCGUAAACGAGCUCCAAAUGAUGCUGAGGCAAUUUACCGAACAUGA
Botrytis byssoidea is the source of this 3132-nucleotide messenger RNA. RefSeq lists its product as uncharacterized. Lineage: Eukaryota; Fungi; Ascomycota; Leotiomycetes; Helotiales; Sclerotiniaceae. The transcript is spliced from 2 exons. The record is from RefSeq and is a predicted model, not a curated record. Gene Ontology annotation, molecular function: sequence-specific DNA binding; DNA-binding transcription factor activity; protein binding. Gene Ontology annotation, biological process: regulation of ribosomal protein gene transcription by RNA polymerase II. Gene Ontology annotation, cellular component: nucleus. Bases 1 to 3132 code for a protein of 1043 amino acids.